Durusdinium trenchii is the source of this 1779-nucleotide messenger RNA. The record is from the annotation of a GenBank genome assembly. Lineage: Eukaryota; Dinophyceae; Suessiales; Symbiodiniaceae.
CAUGGUUUGCUUGCACAUUUCAUGGCAGACGCCGCACGUGUUAGCUUGAGAGCACGCCAUGGAGACCAUGAAGCUCGACAACAUCUUUGAUGCAGUAGUAAGCUUGGGUCCAAACUGCUUGCCCGCGUACCGGAUCGCCAAGGCUGGUUUCAAGCGUCGAUCCUUUCCAUUUGAUGUGCUCAUGACGGGCUGUGAUGGCUGGACCUGCGAAGAGUCAACAGUUCAUUCAUCGCCAGUCGGACUUCAGCUGGUAGUAGAGUCAUUGAAACGAGAGCCUCCUUUCCUUGACUUUGUGUCAACCAUGACCCCGUUGCCACACAUCAACGCUGUGGGAAAUGCUGGCUUUACCGACCCAGAGUUCAUACCAUCAGCGCACAUCCACGAUGACCCUCGUGAGCCCGCGGUUGCAGAGACCUACCAUCGAAGAGCACAGCGCUUUCUGGCGCUGUUGAACUCUGGAUAUCGAGUUCUCUUUCUUUACACGCUUAGGCUGCGAGAGUUGAGCAGUGCCAAGCACUUCAUGAACGUGGCAAAACGCCUCCCAGUGGAAGCAGCACGCCUAAGGGCACUGCUAAAGAGUCGUUGGCCUCAAAGCAAGAGUGCUUUGCUUCUGGCUGUGCUUGGAGAGCUUCCACCCGUGCCAGCAGCCCAAAAGGCCCUUGAGGUUGCCUAACACCAGAGAUGCAAAAUGGUCAGCCUUUUGAUACCUUUUGUUCAGUUCAGUCUUAACCCACAAGGAAGUCAUUCUCGUUGAUUUUGAGUAGCAACUCAAAUUAUCAGCUUGGUGGAACCAUCAGUAUCAACUAGCCACAUCGUAAGAGUUCUGAGUUCAGGUCAUGAUAGCAAGUUCUCUUGAACGCGCAGACUUUGAUGACCUUUUUGUAAGGCUUGCUUGAGCCGACUGGACAAGAUCAAUGAGACCGAUGCGGCUUAGUCCUUGAAGUGCACAAAUUCAACAGCCAAUAUGAGCUGCUAUGAGCUGUUUUCUGUUGCUCAAAUGAUUGACUUUAGAUAAGGGUGGAACCAGUGGAACCAAAUGCUUGCUUGAACCGCAAAGGUGCUCCUGUGCUUCAAGGUUUGCAUCGGCUUGUGUUGGUGCAUUGCAGACGAUCCAUGCUCAACCUGCUUAUUAGUCGCGUCCGACCUCUCUCCCUGGCUUGGACCUCUAUGUCACCUCCUCCACGGCCUCAAACGUCUUGCUGCCAAGCUUCGCCACACCGUUAAUGUGUUUGUUGCCACACAAAAACCGGUCUCGAAAGCGUCUAACUCACUUUCAAGCGGAUGGCCGUCGCUUCGGCCAUUUGGAGGCCGUGCAGCGAUUCCAUCGCGCAAUCCCUUUGCUCUCGCGUGCUCCUCUUACGCGCUCCCCCUGCUCAAGCCGGGGUCGGUGGAUUAUGUCGUUCUACUAUUCUACAACAUAAACGACCCCAAACGAAUCGAAGCAACAUUGUUGGAGAAAGAGAAUUGAGAAGGAAGCUACUGCAGCUGCCAUUUGAGGUGUGGAUCAUCACUCGCCACAUUGCUGAUCUUCCAAAAGUCGCCGGUGAUCCUCUGGCAGGCUUUUGGGGGGAUGAUGAGGCAUGGGCAGAUCCUUGGUGGACAGACCGUGCUCAGUUGGUGCGUUUUGAUGCACGUUAAAGUCAGUCACGACCUCAAAGAUGGUCAACGUGACCAAGAUCACGCAAGCCAGCCGAUAGGCCAGGUUUAACACGACACUCUUUUUGGCCUUUUUUUUUUGCAUGAUUUGCAUUUUGAGUGUAGUUGUGGGUAGGUUGAGGG